Molecule: messenger RNA, 781 nt
Organism: Microtus ochrogaster (prairie vole)
Lineage: Eukaryota; Metazoa; Chordata; Mammalia; Rodentia; Cricetidae
Gene: Fxn
Product: frataxin
Biological process (GO): intracellular iron ion homeostasis; iron incorporation into metallo-sulfur cluster
Cellular component (GO): mitochondrion
Molecular function (GO): ferroxidase activity; 2 iron, 2 sulfur cluster binding; ferric iron binding
Source: RefSeq, a predicted model, not a curated record
GGGGCGGAGCGGCCGCGGAACAGGAGCGGUAUGUGGGCGCUCGGACGGCGCGCAGUCGCGGGCCUGCCUUCCCGGGCUUCGGUCUCGGUCGGGAUCCCUCGCUGGAGGGAACCUAUCGGAGCGUGCGGCCACCGAGGCCUGCAGGUCACGAUCAGCUCGGCCUCCACCAUCCGCCACUCGAAUUUGAACUUCCACUACCUCAAUCAGAUUCUGAACAUCAAAAAGCAGAGUGUCUGCCUGGUGCAUUUGAGGAACUCGGGAACUUUGAACAAUCCAAGCUCUCUAGACGAGACAGCUUAUGAAAGACUUGCGGAGGAGACUCUGGACGCCCUGGCAGAGUUCUUUGAAGACCUUGCAGACAAGCCCUAUACCCUGGAGGACUAUGACGUCUCUUUUGGGGGCGGCGUGCUAACCAUUAAACUGGGCGGGGAUCUAGGGACCUAUGUGAUCAACAAGCAGACUCCAAACAAGCAAAUCUGGUUAUCUUCUCCCUCCAGUGGCCCUAAGCGCUAUGACUGGACUGGGAAGAACUGGGUGUACUCCCAUGACGGCAUGUCUCUGCAUGAGCUGCUGGCCAGAGAGCUGACUGAAGCCUUAAAUACCAAACUGGACUUGUCUUCCUUGGCCUAUUCUGGAAAAAGCACUUGAUUCAAAGACAUUAAAGCUAUCAGGCCAAGACCCCCGCUUUCUUCUGUAGUUGGGUGUCUGGUUUCCCAUGCCUGCUUCUGAGGACAGUCACACUGUGUAUGACAACUCUGUGAAAAAAGUGUGUUACCUCCCA